UGAGGGUUGGUCGAGAUCCUGGCCUUUGUGCGCUGUCAUCUAAUGCGACUUGCCCCCCAUCUAACACAAGGCUACCCACUUCGCGUAAGACUGCAGUCCUUAUGCGCAUGCGGUGCUCAGACGACCCCCUCCCCCCAGUCCAUAUGCUAAUCCCUGCGCUCGGGAGUACAGCCUCUCCCAGGAAUAUGUAAAUCACUCUUCAGUGAGGGAGGCCUUCCAUUGUCCCGCACUAGGAUUAGGCAAAUGAGUAAGAGUCGAGUUCAGGAUCCUGGGCCGACUAGUCGCCCUCCACCCCCGAGCUCAUCCUGUUUCUAUUAGGCGCGCUCCUGCUCGGCACACGCACGCGCGCGCCCUGCAGCUUCCCGAUCCUGCGGGCCGCGGACUGUACCAAGUAAACCGGACAGCGAGGGGCAGAGCACGACACCCCCUGAGCCGGUUCGGUGGACCGCCCGAUUCCGAGAGCCCCUCUUCCCAUAGUGAGACAGGAAUGGUCCAUCUGGCUGCGCAAGCGCCCUAGGCUCCUCACGCCCCUUGCUGUCUCCCUCCUACCCUCCUUGCAACGCAGGCGCAGAGCCCGGGCGUGCAGCAGCCACCGCCGAGCCCGAGCCGGGGCCGCCGGCGCCGUGUCUACCUGCCAACAUCCUUGAUUAGAAGAACGUGUGGCUGGAGGUGUGACUGCGGAGAGGCUGGCCAGGGAGGGACGCCGCCCAGCUGCUGCUCUGCUUCUGUCUCCUGUCCCCUCCCCUGGCCAUGACAGAGACCCGUGAGCCAGCAGAGACUGGAGGCUAUGCCAGCUUGGAGGAAGAUGACGAAGACCUUUCCCCAGGCCCUGAACAUUCCUCCGACUCUGAGUACACUCUGUCAGAGCCGGACUCUGAAGAGGAGGAGGAGGAGGAGGAGGAGGAGGAAACCACUGAUGACCCUGAAUAUGACCCGGGCUACAAGGUGAAGCAACGCCUUGGGGGGGGCCGUGGGGGCCCAUCUCGCCGGGCCCCCCGGGCAGCCCAGCCCUCGGGCCCCCCAGCCCAGCCCUGCCAGCUCUGUGGCCGCUCACCGCUGGGGGAGGCCCCGCCAGGUACCCCACCUUGCCGGCUCUGCUGCCCUGCUACAGCCCCCCAGGAAGCCCCAGCCCCUGAAGGCCGGGCCCUGGGGGAGGAAGAGGGGGAGCCACCUCGGGCUGGAGACAGCCGAGCAGCGGGGCGGGAGGAGGACGAGGAUGAGGAGGAAGGGGGCACCUACCACUGUACAGAGUGUGAGGAUUCUUUCGACAAUCUGGGCGAGCUGCACGGCCACUUCAUGUUGCAUGCCCGGGGCGAGGUGUAGGCAGAGCACCCCAGGGAGCUCUGCAGAAGGGAAGGGGUGGGAGGAGGGGCCAAGGAGACUGGAGUGGUCGCGGGGCUGGGGUACCCUAUCUGUGUAGUCUUAGCAGUAGGUGUGUG
Castor canadensis (American beaver) is the source of this 1439-nucleotide messenger RNA. RefSeq names its product zinc finger protein 428 (gene Znf428). The record is from RefSeq and is a predicted model, not a curated record. NCBI's taxonomy places the organism in Eukaryota, Metazoa, Chordata, Mammalia, Rodentia, Castoridae.